AUGCUCGGUUCCACAAUCUCAGUGAAGCCCUCUCACUCUGGUGUAGAGCAUCUGGAGCACAACCCCCCAAUACCACAGACGAUCCACAUUGCACGAGACAACGAAGCAGUGCGCUCCCUCGGUGCAUGGAUAGGCAACAAAACCGAUGCUGCAGCACCCUGGGAAGCAAUCCUGGACAAGAUUGCACAACGACUCACCCACCUGCUGAAAGGCCACCCCACCCUCUUCAGCAAAGCACAUAUGGUACAGCAAACAUUCGGGGGUAUGACCCAAUACCUCACCAAGGUACAAGGUAUGCCACCAUACAUCGUCACCACCCUUGAAAAACUCCUGCAGUCCUUCAUCUGGGAAGAGGCUGCAUCUAACCUGCCUGUUGCUCUCGCCCAGCUGUACCUUCCAAAAGAAAAGGGUGGGCUGGACCUGCUAAACAUAAAUGCCCGGAAUGACGCGAUUGAGCUCACCUGGCUGCGCACCUACCUUGACCUUAGCCCCACACGCCCUGACUGGGCUUUCGUUGUGGAUGCCCUUAUCAACACCCUUGCGCCAGAUGGAAUUGCAACCGAAGCACUCUUCAACACCUUCCUCCAGACGUGGGCUGUCCCUGGACAAGGGAAGAGAGCAGUGACCCUACCAACUGACGUACUCAGCAUGCUAAAGACUGCUCGCAAGUAUGGUGUCGCCUUUGCACCGGCAAAACUGUCUGCCUCCCUGAAAGCCCAGCUCCCAGCCUACUACCUGCUUGGCACCCCACCUCGAACAUACGCCGAGUCACAGACCGCGCACACCAGCCCCGCUCCAACUGUGGCUGCCGGGCGUGCCAUGCAGAUUGGAGGGACGGGUGUACCAACCCACAUCAAUGUGCAAUGA
Gloeophyllum trabeum ATCC 11539 is the source of this 867-nucleotide messenger RNA. RefSeq lists its product as uncharacterized. The transcript has 3 exons. NCBI's taxonomy places the organism in Eukaryota, Fungi, Basidiomycota, Agaricomycetes, Gloeophyllales, Gloeophyllaceae. The record is from RefSeq and is a predicted model, not a curated record. The coding region runs from base 1 to 867 and encodes 288 amino acids.